AUGCCUACUGAAAAAAGUGUCGACAAGUUUAUUGAGUAUGCUUCCAAAUUAAUUGCAAGCAAUCCUCUGGUAACAUUAUCCACCACAUACUCCAAUGAGUCGAAAAAGAUCUUGAAAAAACGAGCUAAAAAGAAUUCGAGUUCAGAAGACAAAGAACCCUUCGGACUGAAAAAUACUGCUGUAAUCACAUUCAAAUGCUUUGAACCAAGAAGCGGACAGUGCAUCAAAUACAAAACAUAUAAGGCUAAAGAGUUAUCAAGGUUACUAGCUUUCGUAGGACCUCGUGGUGUGAGUGUAACCCGAAAGCGUUCAAGAGAAUCCGACGAUACAGACGACAAUAUCAAGCGUCACAAAGUAGAAAUGCCCCAACAAGUACCAGGAUUAUCGAGCUUGAUGAGUAAUGUCCCAUACAAGGAGGAAGAAGUUCAAGCACCCACAACGUCAGAGGCCGCAAAGGCAUCGCCCACACCUGAAGCCAGUCAACAGGAAGCCCCCACUUCUAAAAGCAAGAACAAGAAGAAGAAAAAGAAGGGAAAGAAGUAG
This is a messenger RNA of Meyerozyma guilliermondii ATCC 6260, 543 nucleotides long. RefSeq names its product signal recognition particle subunit. The record is from RefSeq and is a predicted model, not a curated record. The transcript has a single exon. The coding region runs from base 1 to 543 and encodes 180 amino acids. NCBI's taxonomy places the organism in Eukaryota, Fungi, Ascomycota, Pichiomycetes, Serinales, Debaryomycetaceae.